Molecule: messenger RNA, 3464 nt
Organism: Folsomia candida
Lineage: Eukaryota; Metazoa; Arthropoda; Collembola; Entomobryomorpha; Isotomidae
Product: zinc finger MYND domain-containing protein 11
Exons: 14
Coding region: 448-2424 (658 amino acids)
Biological process (GO): regulation of transcription elongation by RNA polymerase II
Molecular function (GO): transcription corepressor activity; protein binding
Source: RefSeq, a predicted model, not a curated record
AACGGCGUAAUUGGACUGUAUGUGAAGCCGGUGGUGGUGCUAUCAUCCUCAACAAGUGAGGCUUCUUCAGUUCUUCUGCUGUUCCUCUGCCUCCAUGAGGAAGGAAGACGAGUAAAAGAAGGAGACGUCGUCGUCAGCACUUUAAGCUUGAAGCUUAUCAUCAUCCUCUUAUCUUAUCCCCAUCAAUAGAUCGACCGCUAUAUUUGGCGUCUUGAUCUCCCCGUCAAGACAGGACUUUUAAUAACAAAGUGACGAAAGAGGGACACAUUGUAAAAUAAAUCUAAAGACGAGGGAGGACAAGGAAGCUGCAGUCAGUUGUGACAGGUUAUCCCUUAUUUGUUUAGAAAGUCUUCAGCUUUGAGUUGGUGGAUUUGGUCGUUCGGAGAAGGCGCAGAGUUGGCUACCCCGCGACAAAAGUCUUAUCCUUUUCACAGUUGCCUUAUCAAGAUGCAGUCGACUCGAAGAGUUGCAAUUCCCCUUCGUGUCCAUCAGAUUUGGGAUGCCAUUGGACGAUUCGGCGGAACUCAGGUCAUGGACUUUGAAAAAUUAGUGGAAGUUGUAACUAGUAUGCACAAAGUGCCAAGAGAUGAAUUGCACCAUGAACUGGAUCAUGCCAUCAAAGACGGGCUUGUGACUUCAGAAGUAGUUGAGACUCAGAAACGGGAAGAAACCGAAAUAUAUCGGCUUCCUGAUCAUGCCAAGUUGGAUCGUGGAGAUCAUGACUGGUAUUGCUUCCAGUGUCACAUGGGUGGUCCUAUUGUAAAAUGCGAGGAUUGUCCACGAGUAUUUCAUAUGGAUUGCCUUCCUGAUGAUAGAAAACCAGACAAGGACUUGUUUGUGUGUCCGCAAUGCCACAUCAUUGCUACCAAACCAAGUGCAGAGAAGGUCCCAUUAAAGCCAAAACCAUUGAACCAGCUAAUUGAAUACAUUUGCGAGCGAUUCCAGACCUGGAAUGCGGAAUGGAUGGAAAAGUUUGAUGGCGCUAAAUGGGCUGCUGCUUGCAACCGAAGUGAAAAGGAUGCCUGGCGUUUGAACGUGUUGGUGCACAGGCCAAUGGACCUGGCCACGAUGCAGGACAAAGCAACCUCCGCAAAGUAUCAAUCACUUGAAGAAUUUCAAGUAGAUUGUGAAACACUUGUGCAUGCUAUAGGUGUGUAUUUUGGUGUCGAAUCUCUCAAAGGAAACCAGUUUGGGGCUGCCUUCCUUAAGGAAGCUAUGCACGACAUUCAGGAAAUUAAGCUUUGUCACCAAUGUUUCCGACGUUCUAAUGAAAAAGAUCACGAUUGGUGGUUUGCAUUGCCAUGUACUCCCCCACAUGAUGUUGUUUGGGCGAAACAAACUGGUUAUCCAUUUUGGCCAGCAAAAGUGAUGAAACGUGAAGGGAAUAGAUAUGAUGUCCGCUACUUUGGAGGGAAUUAUGAGCGUGGGCAUAUUGAUGCUAAACAUAUUCUGCCGAUUGAGACAUCUUUGGCAAAGCUGAAAGUUCGUCGCACUGCUGGAUGGAACGAUGCCUAUGAAGAAAUGCAAAAAUUUCAAGAAAUUGCGAAAAAUCCAACCUUAGUAAAUAGCUUACCCCCGCGCGGAAAGAAUGCUGGAUCUGCCGCUGCUACUACUACUGCUGUAGUUAAUAAAAAAGGGGGAAGUAAGAGAGCUGCUAGUACUCCCACUGAAGAACCAACAAUAACUAAGAGGACCCGCAAAUCUGAACCUAUUCCUGCAACGGUUACUACCCCUUCAACAAAGGCUACGUCAAAAAAGGUUCCUGCCAGUGCAAAAGCAGCUGUGAAGACCAAGGGCAAGGAGAGUCCUGCUAAAACUAAUGGUACUUCGGCCGCUGCCGCCACUGCUCCAAGUCAGAUCGCAAAACGUAAGUCGACCAACACGACAUCAAAUGCAAAAUCAGGGGCUGCUCCUAGUCGUCGAGAGUCAACCACCAAUGCGACAACUCCUGCUAGCAAACGCGGAGGAAGCGCUACGAAGUUUACGCCGGCUGCGUAUGACAUUUCCACAGAUGAGAGUUUGGACCCUGAUCUUCGAAGCAUUUUAACUGAACCAGAAGAUGAAGAAAGUCUUGGAGGAGACGUCUCAUUUUCAGAUGAAGAGUCAUCUGAGCCUACUGUCUCGGAGGAUGUCGUUUCUUCGUCAUGCAAUGAGGGAAGCGCCACUCGUAACGCUUACGUCCAAGUUUCUCGUCCAGGCACAACUGAGGUGAACGUUGAACGACUCGUUGGGUACAUAAACCAGUUGAAGGAACAAAAUAAAAACGAGAUCGAGUUGAACAAAAAGAAACAAUGGUGUUUCAACUGUGGACGAGAAGCCAUUUAUCAUUGCUGCUGGAAUACGGCGUAUUGCAGCAUUGAAUGCCAGCAGCAGCACUGGGGAAGUGAACAUAAGAAAAAUUGCAGGCGCCCCGACAAAAACUAAUGAAAAAUCAGUGACCAAAAAAUGAAGACACUUCCAAUCAUUUAAAGAUAGCCACUCUAGAUUCUACAAGAUAUUCGGGAUUCUCAAUGUAACAAAAUCAUUUCAUUCAAUUUUUUUUAAUGUCGUCCUCCUUUCGUGGAACACCAUCGUCGUCCUCGUUGUCAUCGUCAUCAUCAUCACAGGGGUGCGAAGGGAUCGCGGCGGUGGGACCACUCACGACGACUACUAAUCCAUUCCUCCCUCUUCUUUCCGGAUGACGAAGAACUUCUUUGUCUGCAUUUUCAAUAUGUUUUUCAGUAACUCGCUGUUACGAUUGUUAUCAAAACUAAUACACUAAUCAUUGGAUACGCGGUACUUAGCGGGCGGAUAACAUUUUCUGUUGUUAUUAUUUGAUUCAAUAAUACUCCGUUCGUUCGAAGUAGUAACUCUAACUUAGUAGCUCCAUUAGGAAUCUAUGACAUGUAUGAAGUAAUUAAUAUUCAAGUGAGUUUGAUUGACUUUUUUGAGUGAAAGUUUAUUUGUAACAAAUAUGAGUAGUAGUGGAGGAUGCUCUAGUGUGUGAGUAGUAAUGUGGAGUAGCAAUAUAUAUUAUUAUUAAUUAUUAUGUCCUCAUCAUUAGUUAUUAUAAUGACAUUUAUUAUUUCGUUAUCAACUCUAUCUUAUAUUUUUGCUAUCAUAUCACUUUAUUAUGUUUUAAGAGAUUCAAAGUGCCGACCCAUGUGCGUACUUUCUCUUUGUUACUAGUGCUAUAAAUUCUAACCGAUAAGUGAUUUGUUCAGUCCAUUCAUGAUCAUGAUCCUACACUGCGUACGUAAUCUCACGUAUGUUGUAUUAUAGAAAGUGAAGUAAUUUAAUGACAAUGACAUUAAGGAUCUGUUAGCUUUUUGUCCAUAUGACACAAUGACUUUUCUUCUUGUUAUCAUGCUUCAUGUUAUCCGCGAUGGUAAUGCAAAAACAUGUACGUUUAUUUUUUACUGACAGUAGAAGCAUACAUAUGUAGAAUUUAUGUAUCAAUGGGAAUUAGUUGUUUAAAGUAUUUA